Messenger RNA from Sarcophilus harrisii (Tasmanian devil), 2340 nucleotides. RefSeq names its product tetratricopeptide repeat domain 23 (gene TTC23). Lineage: Eukaryota; Metazoa; Chordata; Mammalia; Dasyuromorphia; Dasyuridae. Gene Ontology annotation, molecular function: protein binding. The record is from RefSeq and is a predicted model, not a curated record.
AAAAUAACAAAUUCCUUUUCCGGGAAAUGGUUGUCUUAAUUUAGUUUUAAGCUCUUUGACUUUUAGUCAUUUUCGUGGACAUUAAUCUAUAUAAAGAAGUAUAAAAUAAGAAAACAAUAAUUGAAGUGGCUUGGAAAGCUGCAAAUAGACAACUAUGCAGUUUUUCUCACAGUGAAUUGGAGCAGCUUCUCCGAAUCCAAUGUAAGUUGAUUAUGGCAUUUAUAGCAAAAUUGCCUGUUUCUUGAAUUUGUCAGGAUUUCUCUCUAAUUUUAAAGAAGUAACUGUAACCACUAUCCGACAAAAGCCAAAGUGAGUGAAUUAUUAAAGGACAGAAGUCAAAGGAAAUCAAGUAACAAGUUUUUAUGAAGUAUAAUGACAUUGCUGAUAUCUCAGUAAAGAAGAAGCUCUCAUACUUCGAGAAGACUGAUUUCGUGAUGAGACAGAUAACAGAAAAUGCAAGAAGAUCAAGAAACUCAAAAUUCCAGUCACCUAAAUGAAACCAAUGAUGUCCUGCGAACAAGACCCAGACAGAUUCAAAAUGAACUCCUAUUAAUCCUAUUAGGACCUCCUAAACAGAAACUUCUGGAGUGUGAACAAAAAGCAAAGUUUCAUUUCAGCAUUCACCAAUAUAAACAAGCAAUAAGAGAACUGGUACGUGGAGUGGCACUAACAAGAAUUUGUUAUGGAGACCAUCAUUGGAAACUAGCAGAAGCACAUGUUAACUUGGCUCGAGGAUACCUACAGAUGAAAGGACUAUCAUUACAAGCAAAACAACAUGCAGAAAAAGCUAGAGAAAUUCUCAUCGCCAGUUCCUUUUUGCCUUCCUCUGAAGAAAGCAUACAUGUUUUCAGAUGUUCAAUUGACCUUUUUCAUACUUUGGGGAGAGCUCUAAUGGCACUUGAGAAAUUAAAGGAAGCCUCACAAAAUUUAACAAAAGCUGAGAGACUUUCAAAGGAGCUAUUAGACCAUGGAAAACUUUUAAAGGAAGAAUGGAUAGAAAUUCAAGCCAAAAUCAAGUUGACUUUUGCACAGCUGUACCAGAUGCAAAAGAAAUCAGAAGAAGCUUUAUCCUACUAUGAAGAAUCUCUGAACUAUACUGAGAGUAGUAAAGGUAAAAAUAGUCAAGACUGUAUCCCAGUAUUGAAGGAGAUGGCAGGUGUUGAACAGAUUCUGGGAAAUUAUAUUGCAGCAGUUGACCAUCUUGUACAGGCACAUCUCAUCAUCCAGAAUCAAAAUCCUUCUGCAGAAGAAGAAGCAGACUCAGCACUCUCAAUUGCCCAUGCUGCCUUUGCCUCUUCAAGACCUGAGCACAAUGAUGUGGCAGAGCAAUAUUUUCAAGAGAGUAUGACUAUCCUUAAGAAAGCCAGAGGAAUAGCCAAUGACAAAUAUUUUGCAGUUCAAGAUGAAUUUUGCCAUUUUCUUCGUACUACUGGUAAGCUAAAGAGAGCAACUCAAAUACUGAAGGAAUCAUUAGAUGCCAAAAUAGCAACAUUUGGGGAUGUCAGUCCUGAAGUAGCUAAGACUUACUGUCUCCUUGGAAAAGCAGACCUGGCACAUGGAGACCAGAACAUGGCAUACAAGAAAUUUAAGAAGUGUCUUCAAAUUCAGAUUCUUGUAUAUGGAUCUCAAGAUAAAAGGACAAUAGCCACCCAACAGAUUCUUGACUCAUUAUCAAAGAUUCCAGAGGAUAUAGCAAGACAAAAACAAUCUAAUAAAGCAAGACCACCAUUUUGUGCUGUUUUUCCACAACAUACCAUAUUAGGAGGGACUAAGACAAAUAUACAUGACUGAUAUUUCUUACCUUCCCCAGUGUGAUUUGAUUUUGCCAUACAACCAAUUGUUUAUGUUUUAGGUGCCAUGUGUGCACUCUCCAACUAGAAGAGUGAAGAGUAAAAUAUAAUCCAAUGUCCAUUUAUUAAGUGCCUACUAUGUGUAUAGCACUGUGCAGCAAGAGUACUUUAAAAAUGGCCUCAUUGCUGUAACAUGUACUGACAGGAAAUAGUGACAUAGUGAAUUGCCCAGGGAUCAUGUUUUUACAAUUGACUAUCUUAGGAUAGCUUGGUGUUUUUUAAGACUUGGAACCACUUCAGAGUUUUGUUUUGUUUUUUUGUUGUUGAUGGAAAUUCUUUCAACAUUCAAAACUGCCAAAGUAAUAAAAUGUUUUGAGCAUUAAGCUAUAGCCAUUUAUGUGGUUCAUCUGAUUGAACACAUUAGCUUCUUGUACAGGUUUGGAGUUGCAUUUGGAGCAAUAAAAUCCAGUAAAAAGCUUUUUUAGAAGAAAUCAAUAAUGACUUGAGAAUGAAAUGCUAAUAAAAAAAGAACUUCAAACUACCACUAUAG